AGCGAGUGAUCAGUACCUAUAUAUAUAAGGGAGAGACACUCUUACACCCUUUGCCAGUGCACAUUAAGCCCCUGGAAGGAGCGGCCGCUACAACCUGGCUCUUCCGUGGCGAACGAGACUGUUAUAGGUUGUGUCCUUUCUCAGGAUGAGAACACUUAAUGCAGUCCUCUUGUUGACUCUGAUACUUCAAGGGGGCGUCGGCUCCCCCCGGGGGUCGUCACCCUCGUCAUCCUCGCUGGCUCAGGUCAGCGGCAGCAGCAGCAGCAGCAGCGACCUGGGGGAGGAGGAAGGGAAGCCCCUGAGGAGGCUCUGUGGAUGGAGGCUGGCGAACAAACUCAACCAGGUCUGUAAGGGGAUUUACAACAAGCCCACCGUCACCAACAACGAUUUGUUCUACCGCUCGAUGAGAGGAGGUGGGCCGUUGUACUACGAAUUCAGACCCAAAACGCCGGAAGUAUCUGACGACUUCAGAUACCAUUUCCCAAAGACGGACGACUCCUACUACUACUACUACUACUCUGGCGGGAGGGAGACCGAUGAUGGCGGCUUGCCCCCCGGAGGAUAUGCCCUAGAGGGGCAGGAGCGCUCCCCGUUCCUGUCGAAACAAGAGGCUUCGCAAAUGUUCAAGGCGCAUCCCAGAUCGAAGCGCGGGCUAUCGGCAGAGUGCUGCCGCAAAGCCUGUAGGGUUUCCGAGCUUAUGGGCUACUGUCAAUAACUGAGGGAGAUUUGAAGCUCCUCCUCCGCCGAUACUUCUUCGCAGAUAGGGAGGGGUUCAAGACUGAAAUAAUAAUAAUUAAUGUAAAGCCGUAAUGCUCUAGGAGAAUUAGGUAAUAUUUUGUAGUUUGGUCACACUUUUAUUGAUUUGAAUUCUUAAAAAUGCACUGUAGCAACUACAACUCUACUUAUUGUUUUAGAAAAUACUUUAAAGGACUGGAACCUCAAGGUCUAGAAAUGCAACGAUCUGAUAACUAGUGAUGUAUGAAACUAAAAACAGCUUUAAUCUUGUUUAAUAUACGUAGAGUGCACCUAUUAUAUCUAUGAUGGUUUCAAUCCAGCAGUUUUCUACCUUUCAUAAUUAUGAUAUCGACAAAACCAAUUUGGAGGCUGUAGAAUAAUAUUAUGUCUUAUAUAUAUUUUGAUGAAGGAGAAUGAAGAAAGGCUUGUUGCUAGUGUUAUGUCAUUAUUUAUUUAAACAAAGUAUGUUAAUUUCCAGUUAUACCUUUAUUUUGUAUAUCAGGUUAUCAGUUUAUUGCUUUACUUCUUUUUUCUUUUUUUUCAUCUUUCAUUCUUUCAUUUUUCUCACUGUAAUUUGCAAUAACUUUUCUAUUCUUUCUGUCCCUUUUAGUUUUUUCACAUCCCAGUGAGUAAAUAACUCUCGCCUAAAGUCUGUUUUUUCAAGAGCUGACGUAAAAAAUCCACAGCCGAUAUCACUGCAGCUAAUCAUGAUUGGCUGAAGUCAUCCUUCUCAGCAUCGCCAUUGGUUACAGUGACGUCGGAUGGGGAAAUUUACCGACAUCUUCGAAAAAACAGUCUAUCUAGUUCGGUAAAACCAUGGAUUGUAGUAUUUAGAUUUUUUCUCAUCCUUUUUUUAUCUUCCUUUAUGUAUUAUCCCACCAAUAAAGAUUGUCUGUGCG
This is a messenger RNA of Macrobrachium nipponense, 1634 nucleotides long. Its product is annotated as LIRP-like. The transcript is spliced from 4 exons. The record is from RefSeq and is a predicted model, not a curated record. Gene Ontology annotation, molecular function: hormone activity. Gene Ontology annotation, cellular component: extracellular region. The coding region runs from base 146 to 715 and encodes 189 amino acids. Lineage: Eukaryota; Metazoa; Arthropoda; Malacostraca; Decapoda; Palaemonidae.